UCCCGCGUUGAACAUAUUCUGUGCUCUUCAAUCUUCGUUUUAUAGUUCUCUACAUUAUUGAUGCAUCUGCGUUAUAUAUAGUGUACAUACAUUAUGCGUUUUUUAUCUUUGUUUUAGAGAACUUACUCUUUAAAUACGGACCUGUUUUAUUUGACUACACGUGGCUGAACAUGGAGGAAUUGGCUGAGGAAAGCGCGUGGCAAAAACUCCAAACUCUUCUGGCAACCAUAGGCAACGAUGAUAUUGACGAGCUUGAAAAGACACGCAUCGUUGGAUCUCACAGCAAUGAAGAUAUUCAGUGUGCCUUAAGGAUAGCGGUUAAGAGACGGAGCUUUGAUACAGCUAAGUUCUUACUUGAACAAGGCGUUUCACCUAAUGAGACGGACAAACGCUCUUCGUCGCCACUAGCGAUUGCCUGCUCAAAUACUGAUAUGCCUAUGGUCAAGCUGCUUCUAUCGUUUGGUGCCGACCCGUACCUUCUUAAGGUUGAUGGUGACAAGAGUCCGAUUUCAGUUGCACUGCUAGACUUUGCUAUGAAAAGAGGGGAUUCAAACGAGGAGGUGUGCAAAGAAAUAUUUCGGCUGUUACUUGACGUUGAUGAGUUGGCGAACGAGUCCGAACGAAAUCGGCCUAUGGCCCUUCUGGCCGCAGUAGAAUCGGGUUGUUUGGACAAGGCCGCGAGGAUCCUUCAUAGUGGAGUGUGUGUCUCAGAAAAGAUCACAGUUGCAGGUGGCGAAGGUGAUGAGGUUGACUUAAAUCCCAUGAACGAAGCGUGCAAAAACAGAGAUACUAAAAUGAUGAAGUUGCUUUCCACCUAUGGGGCACAACCAUUCGAGCAUCCAGCUAGCGAUGACGAUGACAGUGAUAUUUUCGAUUGCGCUGCAGGCACGGCCAUCCUGAAUUCUGAUUAUGACAUGGUAGAGGCCAUACUUGAUCUCGAUCCGGAGGGAAAGAAACAGUACCUUGGUUUGAUAUUGUUCAUGUUAUUUUGGAGGGGGCAGGUAGAAAUCAUUGAGAAUGUAUUGCUACAUGUACCAGAGUGGAACAUAAACAUGGACAUACCAUGUGAACGUGAACAGGAGGCACAUCUUGUAUCGCCUCUUCACGUUACCAUUCAUUCAAAUCGGCCCGAGAUGUGCUGUUGGCUCUUGGAGAAUGGUGUCGAUGUUAAUGCGUCGAAAAUAAAAGGGUCUGUCACUCCUCUGAUGUCAGCUUGUGAAUGUGGAUUUUCCGAUGUUGUCCUCUGCCUUCUAGAACGUGGGGCGCUUGUUAAUGUUGUCGAUGCAAGAGGGUACACUGCAGCACAUUAUGCCUGCCGCUCAGAAAAUCUUGACGAAGUUCACUCUACCAUAAGACACUUGCUUAAUCACGGAGCAAAUAUUCAAACAAAAUGCCGAAUAGGACAUCGCGAGCCAAUUGAACACCUGAUGGAUAACCCCGUGGUCGAGGAAGACCUGUUUUCUGACAACAAUAGAGCUGCUCUUGCAGGAUUUGCAGAAGCUCUCUGUCUAUUGCUAGGAGCAGGGGCUAAAGUACACGUUGAUACCCUUCUUACAGGAUACAAUAAUAAUUGGGAUCAAAUUGACAGUCAUGACGAACUUGAUUCUCUCUUUUCUAUAUUUCUGCGUCAUGGAACCCAAUAUCUUCCACCAAAUUUUACAAAACUAGUCACAACAGUCGUCGAAACCGAAAACUUCUUUUUAGAAGAGAUAAGUGAUCUGUUAGGGAAGCUAAAUUCUGAAGCUAAUACGGUUAGUAUUCACCGUUCCACGAAUCCGGAACUCCUUAGAUCCAUAGCGUUUUUGCAGGAAUACCUCAAAAAUGCAAAUUUGAAAAGUCUAAAAGAUUUGUGUCGCCUUAGGCUGAGGCAAGCAAUCCGCCCCCCUCUGUGGGCGACCGUGCAGUCAAGGCAAUUCGAGUUCCCAAAAUUGCUGAAGAAAUACUUAUUAUUUGAAUAAUUAGAUAUGCACAUGCCUCAUUCAUUUUGUCAUUGUCAUGGUCUACUUCAACUUCAUCGGAUUUAAUCUUGGUGCCAUGCAGUGUGGAGGUAUUUGACAAGGACAAACGAGAAUGCUGAAAUACUACCCAUGAUAUACGAUUUAAACGUCUCUGGGAAUAUCAUUCAGCUGUCGAUGCAAACACCUCAAUGAUCGACGCCAGCUAGGCCACACACGAUGUCUGACUCUAAGACGAUCACUUCUCGGUUACAAAUGUUAAUACCGUCUAAAUCUAGGAGACCGAAUGAGAAAAAUCUAGAUGAUAAUAAAUUGUCAGU
Messenger RNA from Lineus longissimus, 2275 nucleotides. RefSeq names its product poly [ADP-ribose] polymerase tankyrase-2-like. The coding region runs from base 171 to 1958 and encodes 595 amino acids. Gene Ontology annotation, molecular function: protein binding. The transcript is spliced from 2 exons. Lineage: Eukaryota; Metazoa; Nemertea; Pilidiophora; Heteronemertea; Lineidae. The record is from RefSeq and is a predicted model, not a curated record.